AUGAAUGAUGUGACGCUCAUUAAAAGUUUGCCUGAACGUGUAUUGCGCUUGCACGUGGCUACAACGAAAGUUAAUGACCAAACGUGUUUGGGCGACACUAUAAAACCAGCAGUAAUAACAGCGCUUGCUCAUUUCUGGAGGUCCUGCAUGACCUUUACAAUGAAAAUAGCAAUUGGCGUUCCUCAUGUGGAACAGAACGUUUACACGGAAUGGGAGAGUAUACUCGACUCUUUAAGUGCAUCUGAACUAGAACGCUUGGAGAAUGAUGCGAUUUUAGAAUGUGCUUUACCAGGUAAAUGAGUGAAUUACAUUAAUCAAUCACAUUUAAACUCAUGUGUGUUUGUUUAACCAUUUUUUGUUUUUUUUCACGCUUCUUUUAGAUGAUCCAUUUGAAUCUUUUACAAAUGAGGAUUGGCAAAGGGUUGACGCGUCUGUACGACAAAAUACUGGUAGGUUAUUGGACAAACUGCUGUCCAUCUGAUAGAGUACCAGUCUCAAAAAUUAUUUUUUUUGUUGUCAUUACAGGAUAUCGUUGCGACAAGUGCGACAAAGUUUAUAAGCAUUCGUCUAAUCUUUCGAGGCAUAAGCGUACUCAUGGUCACAACAAAAGAGAGAACUCUGGUAAGUUAAAAACUUAA
Paramuricea clavata is the source of this 638-nucleotide messenger RNA. The record is from the annotation of a GenBank genome assembly. Lineage: Eukaryota; Metazoa; Cnidaria; Anthozoa; Malacalcyonacea; Plexauridae.